AUGCCGGCCACGGAUGAGGAGGAGCGGGCACUUGUGAUCCCUCACAUUUAUACUAGGUCUGAAGCCUAUGCAAUGGAAUACUUUGAUCAGUUUUGGCCACUUAUCAGAUCUGACCUUCCCCAAAGGAGGGUUGCAGACGGGCCCAAAGUUAAGUUCUGGGAAAAUUCACAACCAGACGGAACGUCUGCAAAAUGGUUUGGUUCAGAAACCAGCACACCUGAGGCACACGAGUCCCUUGGAGAACCUUCCCCCACACGGGGAUGUCUCCCCGCGCCCUCCCCUCAGCCCCAGCCCGGCCCCGCCCGGCGCCCGCCCGCACUCCCGGCGCGACCCAGGCUGAGGCUGCAGGGCCGCUCGGGAGCGCUCGGAACCGCUCGGGAGCGCUCGGAACCGCUCGGGAGCACUCGGAACCGCCGGGAGCACCGUCCGGAGCCGCUCGGACCCGCUCGGAAGCGCUCGGGCCGUUGCCAGGGCCUGCGUUCCGCGUCCCUGUGUCUGGAACGCCCCAGGCCUUCCGCCGUCAGGGCGCGCUGCUCCCGUGGCUCUGCUCCCUCCUCCGCUGCUCAUGGCAAUGAAGGCGCUUUUGCUCCUGCUCCCGCAGCUGCUCAGCUGCUGCCUGCGCGGCUCGGGGGGCUCCUCUCCAGGGAGCGUACCAGAAGGGCUUUGCCACGAGUUCCUCGAGGAGCCAGAGUCGACAAUGGCGCGGCAAAAAGCACAGGAGCACAGGUGGCUUUCCAGAAAAGCACCUGUUCUUCGCUGUCUGUGCGGAUUCACAGGCCUAGAGUCCACGUCCCUAUCUUGCGCUUAAAAAGGAAGCAUGCUUUUUUCUUUGUUGCCGACGUGGAAGUAAACUGCCCGGGUGAAAUGCCUCUCAAGCCCCUGUGGCAAAUCUACCCUGUUCCAGACACAGAAACCAUUCCAGACUGGAGCAAGCCAAUGAACUUGCCUUUACUGUUUACAGAAGCGAUGCACCUAACUGUUCCCGGCUAUACUUUAGAUUACGGGCUGUAUCUGAUUAAUUUUACUGUCACCGCAACCCCAAAUAUGUCCGCACCGAUUCUCAUGGGCUCAGAUAAAGUUUAUGUUAAGAUUGAGAGAAGCAAUCUAGAAGCAAAUAUUGCAGGAGGCACGUUCCGCAGAGUCGGCUUUUCUGAUAAUUGGACUCUUGAUGGCUCCGCAUCCCUCGAUCCUGAUUCAGAGGAAGGACUCAAGGGAAUCACAUUUACUUGGUACUGCACUAAAGAGGUGUCAGACUAUGAAACCAUGCAACUCAGCCCUGGGAAGAAAUGCCACGAGGCCCAGAGUGACUUGAAAUGGUUAACACCCUCAGGCCCAGUUCAAGUGAUGCCACCCGAGUCCCUCCCAGGAAACACCGUGUACUAUUUCCGCCUCGUGAUUGAGAAGGAUGAAAGGAGCAGUUAUGCUGACCAAACUGUAACAGUGCAGCCUGGCUCACCACUCCUUCUGGAUGUGGUGUGCAUUGAAAACUGUGGUAAAGCCCUCAUUCCAACAGAGAGAUUUAUAUUGUCUGGAAAAUGCCUGAACUGUAGAGCACACAGUCACCCAGCCUUCUACUGGUCCCUUCUCUCAGAUGACUUGACCGAAAUUACCUUUGACUGGUCUUCCAGAACCUCCACAGGGAGGUUUGGGGCCUACCUGUCUAUCCGUGCUCUCACCUUCACAAAGACUACACAUGGAUCCUACACGCUGCUGUUAAAAGUCACCACACGGGAUGGCAGGUCCGCAACCUACAGACAUGCAUUUACGGGGACUUCACCUCCUAGGGCUGGCCGGUGUAGCAUCAACCCAAAGAAGGGUACAGCCUUUCUGACAAAAUUUGUGGUCCAGUGCAGUGGGUUUUCUGACAGCAAUUUACCCCUGAUGUAUAAAGUGAUUGUAGCUUCCAACGUGCCCAAAACCACCAAAGUAACUUCUGUGGAGGAAAAUACAUUUGGUGCCAUUUUGUACUUCGAUUACGAACCUAAAACUCCUCCGUCUUUUCUCCCAGCUGCAGCACCCUCUCAGAAGGACACCUUGACACUUUACGUUCAAGUCCACAACUCCCUUGGGGUCUUUACCCAAGUGACUUUAUAUGUCCAUGUAAAGAACCCAGCUAAGGGUCGAGCACCAGCUGAAGUGCUCCGUCAGCUGCUGAGCUCUGUGAGUGGUUUAAACGCGCCAAUGGCAACUUAUCUCCAGAGUAAAGAUUAUUUUGGUGCAAGUUAUCUGGGUUACUUGGCAGCCUCCAUCUUAAACUACAUUAAAGCUGAACCAACUCUCAUGCACUCUAAGACUCAGCUUCGGGAAACCCUGAUUGAAACAGCCCUGAAUGUUUCCAUGGAGAGCACAAGGGAAAUCAACCAAGUAGUUGCCUCUCUUUCUCUGGUCACAGAGAAAGCUGCUGAAUUGAACAGCAGAUCACAAGACCUUGCCAUUAAGAAACUGGCAGAAGCAACUAAACUGCUCAAAAAUAAUGAGCCCCAUUGGUCUGAGGAAGCUGAAAUUCAGAGCAGUGGAAUAUUAAGGUCCUUGUCCAACAUCCUGAGAGCUGCUCUUCUGCCUCAUGAGAAUGUCAAAGCGAGUCGAGUUAAAGACGUUGUCUCCAUCAUGGAAAAUGUCGUGGAGGGAGUUUUCCAGGGCAAAGUCCCGGGAGAAACAGACACUCAUGUGGAAACUAAGAACUGGAAUAUCACGCUGAAGAAAGAAGAAAGCCGGAACAUUGCAGAUUCUUUCUCUACCAAAGACACCUGCAAGAACUGCUUUUAUCCAUCACUGAAGAAGGGGGGUGUUUCGGGAGUGCCCGAGGAUGCCGUGAUUUCCACUGCUGUUUAUGAGUUUGACGAAAACCCCUUCCCUUGGUUAUUAGGUUCCACGUCAGAAAUCGGAACAACGGUCUUGGGGUUCAAAAUGGCAGAGACCAAGGCCAAUGGGGAGCUACAAGGGAUCAUGCCUGAAGGAGCAGAAAUUACUAUUGCUAGGAAAGACACGCAGUUUUCAACUUUUCAGCUAGCAAUGGGACCCAAUAAAAACCAAACUUCCACAACUGGAGAAUUUACUGUAGAAGUCAACAGAAAUGCCAAGCGCAUGUACUUCCAGAUCCUGACCAAAUUAAAAGCUGCCUUCAAGGUGCUGAUCUUUAAGGGCACCAACGUCACUCACACUCAUCCCAUAGCCUCCUUUGAAGCUUUUCACAACAUGCCAACAGUUGCAAACAAAAAUGAGACAGAGGUCAAUGACUGUAACAUUAAGACUCCCUACAUUGUCUGUCUCCCAGAGACCGUGCUGACAGACGCAGCUCAAGGAAUCACCACAGACACGUAUAACAUCUCCAUUGUCCUGGAGGCACCCUCUGUCGUAAGGCAUAAGACCAAGAAACUGGUGACCAUUCAUGUUUUUAGUGAUCAGUGCGUGUUUCUGGAUGGGAUUGAAAGUACCUGGAGAGAAGACACAUGCAGGCUUGGCUCCUUGACCGACUCACAGAGGGUCCACUGCGUUUGCGAUAUGAAGCAGACUGAGUUCAAUGACACUGCCCCAGAUGGAUCCACGUUCAGCAUCAGGUUCCUGGCAGCCAAAAUACUUGUUACUCCCAGAAGAGUAGAUCUGAGGAAAACCCUGACAGCACACAUACAUCAAAAACCAAUGGGGGCCGUCGCCACGCGUGCCGUGCGUCGCGCUGCUUUCCCCUUCGGUCCAGAAAAACACACGGGGCUUGUGGCAAAAAGGGAGCGUACCAGAAGGGCUUUGCCACGAGUUCCUCGAGGAGCCAGAGUCGACAAUGGCGCGGCAAAAAGCACAGGAGCACAGGUGGCUUUCCAGAAAAGCACCUGUUCUUCGCUGUCUGUGCGGAUUCACAGGCCUAGAGUCCACAUCCCUAUCUUGCGCUUAAAAAGGAAGCAAGCUUUUUUCUUCUUUGCUGAUGUAGAAGUAAACUGCCCAGGUGAAAUGCCUCUCAAGCCCCUGUGGCGAAUCUACCCUGUUCCAAACACACAAACCAUUCCAGACUGGAGCAAGCCAAUGAACUUUUCUUUAAUAUUCAGUACAGAUACAACGCACCUAACUGUUCCCGGCUAUACUUUAGAUUACGGGCUGUAUCUGAUUAAUUUUACUGUCACCGCAACCCCAAAUAUGUCCGCACCGAUUCUCAUGGGCUCAGAUAAAGUUUAUGUUAAGAUUGAGAGAAGUGAUCUAGAAGCAAAUAUUGCAGGAGGCACGUUCCGCAGAGUCGGCUUUUCUGAUAAUUGGACUCUUGAUGGCUCCGCAUCCCUCGAUCCUGAUUCAGAGGAAGGACUCAAGGGAAUCACAUUUACUUGGUACUGCACUAAAGAGGUGUCAGACUAUGAAACCAUGCAACUCAGCCCUGGGAAGAAAUGCCAUGAGGCCCAGAGCGACUUGAAAUGGUUAACACCCUCAGGCCCAGUUCAAGUGAUGCCACCCGAGUCCCUCCCAGGAAACACCGUGUACUAUUUCCGCCUCGUGAUUGAGAAGGAUGAAAGGAGCAGUUAUGCUGACCAAACUGUAACAGUGCAGCCUGGCUCACCACUCCUUCUGGAUGUGGUGUGCAUUGAAAACUGUGAAUUUGUGGUCCAGUGCAGUGGGUUUUCUGACAGCAAUUUACCCCUGAUGUAUAAAGUGAUUGUAGCUUCCAACGUGCCCAAAACCACCAAAGUAACUUCUGUGGAGGAAAAUACAUUUGGUGCCAUUUUGUACUUCGAUUACGAACCUAAAACUCCUCCGUCUUUUCUCCCAGCUGCAGCACCCUCUCAGAAGGACACCUUGACACUUUACGUUCAAGUCCACAACUCCCUUGGGGUCUUUACCCAAGUGACUUUAUAUGUCCAUGUAAAGAACCCAGCUAAGGGUCGAGCACCAGCUGAAGUGCUCCGUCAGCUGCUGAGCUCUGUGAGUGGUUUAAACGCGCCAAUGGCAACUUAUCUCCAGAGUAAAGAUUAUUUUGGUGCAAGUUAUCUGGGUUACUUGGCAGCCUCCAUCUUAAACUACAUUAAAGCUGAACCAACUCUCAUGCACUCUAAGACUCAGCUUCGGGAAACCCUGAUUGAAACAGCCCUGAAUGUUUCCAUGGAGAGCACAAUGGAAAUCAACCAAGUAGUUGCCUCUCUUUCUCUGGCCACAGAGGAAGCUGCUGAAUUGAACAGCAGAUCACAAGACCUUGCCAUUAAGAAACUGGCAGAAGCAACUAAACUGCUCAAAAAUAAUGAGCCCCAUUGGUCUGAGGAAGCUGAAAUUCAGAGCAGUGGAAUAUUAAGGUCCUUGUCCAACAUCCUGAGAGCUGCUCUUCUGCCUCAUGAGAAUGUCAAAGCAAGUCGAGUUAAAGACGUUGUCUCCAUCAUGGAAAAUGUAACGGAUGUAGUUUUCCAGGGCAAAGUCCCGGGAGAAACAGACACUCAUGUGGAAACAAAGAACUGGACUAUCACGCUGAAGAAAGAAGAAAGCCAGAACAUUGCAGAUUCUUUCUCUACCAAAGACACCUGCAAGAACUGCUUUUAUCCAUCACUGAAGAAGGGGGGUGUUUCGGGAGUGCCCGAGGAUGCCGUGAUUUCCACUGCUGUUUAUGAGUUUGACGAAAACCCCUUCCCUUGGUUAGGUUCCACGUCAGAAAUUGGAACAACGGUCUUGGGGUUCAAAAUGGCAGAGACCAAAGCCAAUGGGGAGCUACAAGGGAUCAUGCCUGAAGGAGCAGAAAUUACUAUUGCUAGGAAAGACACGCAGUUUUCAACUUUUCAGCUAGCAAUGGGACCCAACAAAAAACAAACUUCUACAACUGGAGGAUUUACUGUAGAAGUCAACAGAAAUACCAAGCGCAUGUACUUCCAGAUCCUGACCAAAUUAAAAGUUGCCUUCAAGGUGCUGAUCUUUAAGGGCACCAACGUCACUCACACUCAUCCCAUAGCCUCCUUUGAUGCUUUUCACAACAUGCCAACAGUUCCAAGCAAAAAUGAGACAGCAAUCAUUGACUGUAACGUUAAGACUCCCUACAUUGUCUGUCUCCCACAGACCGUGCUGACAGACGCAGCUCAAGGAAUCACAACAGACACGUAUAACAUCUCCAUUGUCCUGGAGGCACCCUCUGUCGUAAGGCAUAAGACCCACGAUCUGGUGAGCAUUAAUGUUUUUAGUGAUCAGUGCGUGUUUCUGGAUGGGAUUGAAAGUACCUGGAGAGAAGACACAUGCAGGCUUGGCUCCUUGACCGACUGGCAGAGGGUACACUGCAUUUGUGAUAUGAAGCAGACUGAGUUCAACUACACUGCCCCAGAUGGAUCCACGUUCAGCAUCAGGUUCUUGGCAGCCAAAGUUCUCGUUACUCCCAACAGAGUAGAUCUGGGAAAAACCCUGAUAGCAGACAUACCUGAAAACCCAGUGACACUCCUCACGGUGCUCUUCAUUUUGGCCCUCUACUCCCUUUUGUCCCUCUGGGCCAUGAGAAAAGACAAGGCUGACAGGGAGGGCAAAAACAGGAUUAUCGUUCUGCCAGACAACGACCCCUUUGACAAGCUGAGCUUUUUGGUCACUUUAUACACAGGCAGUCGCUGGGGAGCUGGAACCACAGCGGAUGUCUUUCUUCAGCUCACUGGCCAGAGAGGAACCAGUAACGUCCAUUGUUUACGGCACCCAUGUUGUCAGUCUUUCCAACAAGGAAGCAUUGAUUGCUUUCUGUUAACAACUAAAAUGGACCUGGGAGACAUUUGCUCCUUCAGGGUCUGGCACAAUAACAAGGGCCCAUCUCCAAGUUGGUUCUUGAGCAGAGCCAAAGUUGAGAAUAUGUCCACCGGGAAGACCUGGUUCUUCAUGUGCAGGAAAUGGCUCUCUCUCGAGAAGAGUGAUCACCUACUAGAAAGGACAUUUUCCGUCACCAACCUCAAGACACCUCUGCCCAGAAUUGACUUUUUUUUAAUUGAUCUUGCCAACAGCCUGGCAGCAAGCCAUACGUGGCUCUCCAUUUUUGCUAACGUUGUCAUUGGCCCUUUCAGCAGACUCCAGAGGUUGUCUUCUUGUUUAGCAGUAUUAUUAUUAAGCUUGUUUCUUAACAUUAUCUUCUUUAAUGCUGGCAACAUAGAAGACUCUCCAACACACUUGACGUAUCUGAGACCAAUUGCUGUAGGGAUUGAGUGUGCGUUUCUUACCAUACCUGUGGAAGCAAUUAUACUUGCCUUAUUUAAGUAUUCCCCAAAGGAACCUUCUUCUCAUGGUGUGGCUCAGACGGACCAGAAGUUAAGUUCACCAUCUGGGAAGUUCCUGUCUGGAAAACUUCAGAACCUGAAGGAACGUCUGCAAAAACGGUACCGUUCGGAAACUUCAGCACAACUGAGGAACAUUAGUCCACUGGAGAACCUUCCUGGUCCCAGCAACUCACAGAGCCCACCAUGUUCUGGAAAGACAGGUCCCCAAAACAGGAACAACUGCACAAUUUCUGAAAAAGAUGCAAAUAUAAUUGGAAGAGAGGAGCAGGCGACAACCGCAAAUUCCCCUCCGAUGUCUGAGGCCUGCCAGAGAAGGCCACCGUCAAACUCUGGUUUUAGUAGUAACUAUGCAGAAGUAGAGGGCAACUUGCAGAAGGAGAGGAAACCACUAAGCAUUACUUCCCCACCCUCUCACAAGAGACAGCACAGAGUUUUGUGGUGGUGUUCCGCCUACCUCUCGUGGGCACUAAUUAUAGUUGUCACUGGGGUAUCAUCAUUCUUCAUUGUGCUCUAUGGUUUGUCUUACGGCUAUCAGACUUCACUAGAGUGGCUUUUAGCAUCUGCAGCCGCCUUUAUUAAGAAAGUGCUUUUCUUCCCAGUUCUAAAAAGCAGUCUUUUCACAGCCUUCAGGACAGUCUCUCCAAAAUACUGCGAAAACAUAAUGUGGUUAAGUCCGCAAAAGCAUCCUGAGAUGAAGCUGGCUAAAGACACAAUGAGUGCUGACAAGAUAAGAGAGAUGCACAUGAAACUUGCUAAAAUCAGAGGCACCAAGCAGUAUAAGCCUUUGGAAGCUGAUGAAAUUGCAAAGAUGCUGAAAAGGGCAAAAAUUAAAGCCAAAGCAUUUACUUGCACCAUAGGUUUCAUCAGUCACCUUGUCUUUUUAACACUGCUCUUAAAUUCUGCCUGUUCCAGUGAGAACACCAACAGCUUCCUCUACAACCGGUUCAUCCACAGCCAAGUCUCUCCACGACUCUCCAGCGUAGAGAAGCUAGACCACAUCUAUGUGUGGGUGAAAGAUGUGCUCUUGCCUUUGAUCCACAAUGAAAUUCAGCCAACCUUUCUUCCUGACAGCUGGUCCAAAAUCAUUGGCUUGCCUAGGAUGAGGCAAGUGCGAGCCAAAGGUACGGAGAAAAAAUGUUUCCAUCCUUACAGCUUUUUAAAUAACUUUGUGAUCAGUAAAAGCCACUGUCUGCACAAGUAUGGCAGUGAUAUCCCAGAGGAAGGUGACUACGCUGGCACUUGGACAAAGCUUGCCAACCAGUCAGUUCCCAAGGACAACAGCAGUUACAGCGGGUUCACGUACCAGCCAAACAGGACUCCAUGGACGUAUCCUUCACAUGGAGAUUUGCACACAUACGGACCAGAAGGAUACACAUUUUACUUUUUCCCUGAAGAAGGAAGUCCUAAUUCGACAACGAGGCUGGAUGCUCUACAGCAGAGCAACUGGCUUGAUGACAAGACAUGGGCUGUGAUCAUGGAACUAACAACAUUUAACUGUGAUGCAGAGCUCUUUUGCACAAUCUCAGUCAUAUUUGAAAUGUCUCACUUUGGGAUCUUAAAACCAAGUCUGGCAGUACACUCUUUUGCACUGCCCAUUUUUCACCAGCAAACUAGAGCUCAAAUGGCUGUGUUUGUCAUUGUUGUUGCCUUUCUGUUAAUUUACAUUGCAGAGGAGCUGCACACCAUCAGCCAAGAGAAAAAAGAUUACGUGAAGAACAUUUCCAAUAUCAUCAGCUUUGGCUUUAAAGCAGUAUUCCUCCUGGCUGUUUGUUUAAAGGUCAUGAAGUUUAAGGUUGGAGCAGAUAUAGUGAAGUUUUACUUACUUCACCCAAAUGAUUUCAUUCCUUUCCACGCCGUUUCUCAUUUGGACCAGAUUUUACGGAUUACUAUGGGCUUUUUAGUAUUUCUUGUCAUUUUGAGAACUCUAAAAUAUGCCAGGUUCCUUCAUAAUGUGCGCCUGGCGCAAAGAUCCCUCUUGGCAGCCCUUCCCGCCAUCUCCUCCAUGGCCCUGGUGCUGGUGGUGCACAUUUUUGUGUUUACAGCUUCUGGCUACCUUGCCUUUGGGCAGCAUGAGUGGAAUUACAGUAACAUGAUUCGCUCAGCUCAGACCAUCUUCUCCUUCUGCAUCUCAGCUUUCAGAGAUACUGCCUUUUCAUCCAACAGGCUGCUGGGUAGUCUCUUCCUAGCCUCCUUCACGGUGGGGAUGCUCUGUGUCCUGAUCAAUCUCUUCCGUGCUCUUGUGGUGUCUGCCUAUAGAGACACGAAAUGGCGCAACUAUAAGGAAACAUCUGAUGAAUCAAAAAUUGUUGCUUUUGUAUUUCAAAGGCUCAAGCAGGUGUUUUACCCUCUGACCUGCAAAAAAUCCAAAACCAUUUGGCCUGGCUUUUUUGCCAGGGUACUCAAUAGGCAGCCUGAGAGAAGACCUCAGCAACAUUUGGGGCUCAAGACCAGAAAAAUAAAUGGGAGAAAAAUGGUUUAUCUUGUCAUAUGA
Messenger RNA from Chaetura pelagica (chimney swift), 9687 nucleotides. RefSeq names its product polycystin (PKD) family receptor for egg jelly (gene PKDREJ). NCBI's taxonomy places the organism in Eukaryota, Metazoa, Chordata, Aves, Apodiformes, Apodidae. Gene Ontology annotation, molecular function: protein binding. The coding region runs from base 1 to 9687 and encodes 3228 amino acids. The record is from RefSeq and is a predicted model, not a curated record. The transcript has 4 exons.